ACCACCCGAAGCGAACGUUUGCUCCACCUCUAGUCUAUGAUACUUUAACGAUACUCUAACAAACUUUCAUUUGUGUCUAGUACGUUUUACUAUCUGGUUGUUGUGUACAAGGCUUUUGUGAAUUAAGUACACUUUAGAAGUUUUUACUGAACGCAGCUUAACAUAAAUUACAAUGUUAUUACUGUUUUUAAGUGCCGUUUUUAUUGCAAAUGGUGGAGGUGCACAAUUAAGUGAAAUUGACAACUGCGACUCGGCCGAAUUGAAAAUAUGCGUUGAUUUAAUACCUCGCACACAUGUCGGACUUCCGAGCACAAAGGAGGAGUUGGACGCACAUUGCCAGGCAUACCAGACCGGCAUGAGCUGCAUGGACGCGUGGAUCAAGAAAUGCCUCCCAACCGACGGCCAAAAGCUGUUACAGCAACAGAUCGGAGGCGCGCGAGCCCUUAUGCGAUUCCUUUGCACUAACGAUACGGCGCUUCGAAGAGAAUUUCUGAAAGAGAUAAAAUGCUGGGGCCGGGUGUCUCCACAAUGGUCUUUGUGUGUUAACGAACUUCAAGAAGCUGUGCGUGAAAUUGGCGACCGGGCGCAACAAUUGACAUACUUCAACAGGAAUGCCGAGCUGUGCUGCGCUCGUGACGCGUUUAUAAUGUGCGUCGCCACCGCUGGACGGUCGUGCUCUAACUCGGCGGGCACGCUGCUCCGGCGCAUGGCGUGGGUUCUCGCCCAGGACGUAGCUGCUUGCAGUCAACAACCACGGGCAUACUGCUCAGCGCCACCACCACCAUUCGCUGCACCACUCCUCACCACUCUCGGCUUCAUAUUAUACCCCCCACGACUGUAAGACAUACUAAUUACUUCUUUCAUAAUUAUAUCAUAGUGUACCUAAGUCCAUGAGGUGAUUGUGGUUUGUUAUAACGAAAAUAGUUACGGAGUAAUAUAUAUUUUAUGCUAAUGUAAUAAAAGAAAUAUAUUAUAGUUUGGAAGAUAUCAAAAUUUAAAGGAAAACCAAGUUGACGUAAAAUUGUGAUUUACAUAGGACUGUUGUACAAUAAUUUUAAAUAUAGUCUACAUUUGCAUUUAUUAUUUCUUUGAGUAUAGAAAGAUGAAGUGGUUAGCACAGCGAACGGUGUAAACCUAUAAGUAAUGUCGAGUGAAUCCCUCUGAACUUACCAUAUGACAUGAAUCAAUCUCGAUGAUCAAGCUUUAAUGAUUUAAAUAUGCUAGUCAAUUUAACAAUUUUUGGUUUCAGAAACAUUUAUUGUUGGUUAACAUUAUAUGACUUGUAAAUAUUAAAUUGUACUAUAAGGUUUAAUAUAUUAAAUCCUUAUAAAGGAUAGCCAAUGCUUAAACAAAAUAUUCUGAAAAAUAUUAUAUUAUAUACAUAUUUUGAAAUAUUUAAAUAACGCGCCAAAAUUUAUACAUUGUUAAUUUAAUAUUCGUAUUAUUUCGAAUUCUUCCUUAUCUAGUCUAUAAUACUAUGCUGAGGCUUUCUUCUGAUAGAUAAGUGAUAAUGUCUAUAUUAUAGUGCAAUAUGUCUUACGAUGGUAUUUAAAGAAUAUUUAGGCCGCAUAAUAUCAAUUCGCACUGCUACGUUGCAGCACGAUUCCGCGUAACUACCAGUGUGGUUAUACAUUUAAGCUUCGAUUUCUAAUACGGUCGAAAAAAUGCGAAAAUUUAAACCUAAUGCUCGAAACUUCUAAAGAUAAGGUUUUUUUUCUAGAGUUGCUCAGUUAUAUAAUUUUACAAGACUCGAACCUGAUAUAGCGCAAAAUUAAUUUAUCAGAUUAAGUGUAUUCCUUUUCAGCCCUUCAGUCGAUAUGUCUUUCUAAGGCUAUACAUGUGGGGCUCUGAAAUAUUACUUAGUGGGCUUUUUAUAAAUCUUUGUAACGAUAUUUUUUGCAUUUUUUUUGACUUCAUGUCGGAAUUUUGGUAAUUUUGACUCAACAUAAUUACUGCGUUCGACAAUAUUGUCAGAGAAUUAUUACUUAUGGUGCCGAUUGAAAUUUCGAGCAAA
This is a messenger RNA of Manduca sexta (tobacco hornworm), 2014 nucleotides long. RefSeq lists its product as uncharacterized. Lineage: Eukaryota; Metazoa; Arthropoda; Insecta; Lepidoptera; Sphingidae. Bases 173 to 841 code for a protein of 222 amino acids. The record is from RefSeq and is a predicted model, not a curated record. The transcript is spliced from 5 exons.